Cimex lectularius (bed bug) is the source of this 2588-nucleotide messenger RNA. RefSeq names its product tigger transposable element-derived protein 6-like. The annotation marks the transcript as partial. Gene Ontology annotation, cellular component: nucleus. NCBI's taxonomy places the organism in Eukaryota, Metazoa, Arthropoda, Insecta, Hemiptera, Cimicidae. Gene Ontology annotation, molecular function: DNA binding. The record is from RefSeq and is a predicted model, not a curated record. The transcript has a single exon.
GUCAGUUUGCAUUAUAAAGUGGCACCGUCGACGAUAACAUCGAUUUUAAAAAAAGAAGACGCCAUAAGAGCAGCGGAUGAAAACUCGAAAAAGAAGCGAUUCGCAAAAGGUGAGUUUCCUGAUUUAGAGAACGCUCUCGUUAAAUGGAUGAACCAGGCCAGAAAUUCAAAUGUGCCAGUCGGAGGGCAGAUUCUGAGGGAAAAAGCUAAGUUUUUUGCAACGAGAUUGGGAAUCUCAAACGAAGAUUUUCGGUGCAGUGACGGUUGGUUUGAUCGAUUUAAAAAGCGAAACAACAUAAAAUUUAAGGUGUGUGGCGAGAGCGCCAGCGUGUCUACCGAGCUUUGUUCUGAAUGGAAGGCAAAAUUGAAAACAAUAAUCCAGGAAUACGAAGCUAAAAACAUUUUCAACGCCGACAAAACGGGAUUGUUCUUCAAAUGCCUACCAGAUCGAUCCAUGUGCUUCAAGGGAGAAAAGUGUCAUGGCGGGAAAAGUAGCAAAGAGCGAAUUACACUUUUGUUAGCAGCAAAUAUGGAUGGCUCCGAGAAGUUAAAACCUCUAAUGAUCGGCAAGUCGGCAAAACCGAGGUGUUUUAAAAACAUUAACUCAUUUCCUAUGGCAUAUCGAGCUAACAAAAAAGCGUGGAUGACGAGCGAUUUGUUUAAUGAGUGGGUGACGUCUAUUAAUGCGGAAAUGGAAAAAAAGAAUCGUCGAAUCCUUCUUUUCAUCGACAAUUGUACGGCACAUAACAACCCUCCGCAUUUAAGUCAUGUUGCAGUCGAAUUUUUACCUCCCAACACUACAUCGAUAUUACAGCCAUUGGAUCAAGGGGUCAUAAAGGUGUUCAAAUCAUUUUAUCGAACGGAAAUCGUCCAACAACUCCUAGAUAGCUUGGAAGAAAAUGUCGAUCACAAAAUCUCGUUAUUAUCAGCCAUGUACAUAGCUGAUAAAUCUUGGAAAAAAGUGAGUGAAAAAACCAUCAGAAAUUGCUUCAGGACGAGCGGAUUUAUAAAAGACGACAGUGUCAUAGCACCCUCUGAACCCGACAACGAAAUUGCGACUCCCAACGAAUGGAACCGCUUGACCCACGAUGACAAUCCUAUCACUUUUCAAGAAUUUGUUUCAUUCGACGAUGACGUAGCAGUAGCAGAAAUGCUUAGUGAGGACGAAAUUCUUAACCAAUUAGCAGACGAUGUGGAUGUAGAAGAAGAGGAAGAACCUGAAGAAGAUGAAGUUCCGAAUAUCAGUCAUAAAGAGGCUAAAAAAAUGAUAAAUCGGAUUCGUCAUUAUUUGUCAAGAUCGAACGUCGACGAUAAUGUUUUCAAUGCUAUUCACACCAUCGAUAUAGCUAUCGAUAACACUCGAAUUAAUAAUUGCGUUGUCCAAACAACAAUGGAAAAGUAUUUAAAAAAAAAAUAAACUUAUUUUCAUACAUGUAUGUAUUUUUAUGUAAUAAAACGUGUACAUAUGUAAUUACAUAUAUAUAACUUCGAUAUUCCGUAUUUUGUUUCAUUUAUACCCCCGAUUUAACAAAAUCCCGUUAUAGCGAACAUCCCGAUAUAUCGUAUUUUUUUCCGUCCCCUUGGAGAUACGAUAUACCGGGAUUCUACUGUAUUAAUAUAUACAGUUUAUACCAAACUUCAAAAUAAUUGUCAAUUUUAUUGUUUGUGUAAAUAUAAAAAUUUGUACAGUACCUAAUAAAUAUUUUUGUAAAAUACUUAUAUGUCCUUUCACUUCAGUAACAUCUAACUGUCCCUUACAAUAAGUAAUACCAACAAAGAAAAGUCCCAUUAAAAAGGAUUAAUUUUUUGAGAAAAGCUAUAAAAACUGCAAAUAUCUAUGUCAAAUAAAAGUAGGUAGAGACAGCCUGACAGCAUUGCGCCAAUUGGCGAAAGAAUCAAAAGAGGGAAUAAGAAGGGUCCAGCAAAGGUCAUAAACGUCCAGGUUGACUCUGUGCUGAACGUGUUAAUAUAUCCUUUGUUACUCAAAAUUGUUAACUUCUUAUUAAAUAUGUUAAAAUGAAUUUUAUGAAAAUUGUGUCCUGCAAAAUAGGUCUGAAAUAUAUUAAUAAAAAAGGGAUAAAGACAUCUCAGAACUGAUUCCAUUUUUACGAAAGGGGAUGUCAUUUAAAAUAGCAAGAUUCAAAAAAUAAAUAAUAUCCACAAAAAUUUCCACAAAUUCUUUUAGUAAUGGUGACGAUUUAAAAUGUAAUAUAUAUUUACCACACAUUUUAAUCAUACAUGGUAAAAACGAGGUCAUCCAGCCAUAACGGAUUUAUGUUUUAUCAUUAAAAUUUUAAAUCUGCGAUUAUUAAUAAAUUGAAGAUUGCUAACAUAUUACAAUGUUAUCUAAUUAUAAAGUUUCUUAAUAUAAAUUUUCUGUUAUUACAUGUCAGUGCAUAUGAUAUAACUACAUAAAGUCCUGGCUAUCACAGAUUCGUUACUUUUUAAUUAUUAGUCUAAUAAUAGUAAUUAGAAAAAAAUGCGUAUUUGUACAUCUUAUACAGACCACAAAACCAAAACUGAACUGUUACAAUAGCAUUUUCCUAUUGUAACUUUGACUGUAACUUUUUUCACAUUGAAUUGAAAAGA